Molecule: messenger RNA, 5236 nt
Organism: Vombatus ursinus (common wombat)
Lineage: Eukaryota; Metazoa; Chordata; Mammalia; Diprotodontia; Vombatidae
Gene: PDE7B
Product: phosphodiesterase 7B
Exons: 12
Coding region: 175-1701 (508 amino acids)
Molecular function (GO): 3',5'-cyclic-AMP phosphodiesterase activity
Source: RefSeq, a predicted model, not a curated record
GCCGCUGCCUGCCCCGCAGGGCUGGAGAAGCCUUCCCUUUCAGUUGCUGGACAUGAUUUUUCUUUUUCUCGCGUUCGUCUUCCCGUGCCUGUGAAGAAGCUCCCCUCUGGUUGCAACAGCAGCAGCAGCAGCUGCUGCAGCGGCGGCGGCAGCACCUCUGGAGAACAGGGCAGAAUGCCUGUGCUAGAUCGAUGUUUUAACUCGGCAGAACUGGACAGAAGGUGGACUCCACGAGAAGGUCUACUGCCCCCAUCCAUGGGCAGCCGGCCAGACUAUCAGCAGGGACCAUUGACCUGGGAGCUGCCAGAGAUGAUCAGGAUGGUAAAGCUUGUUUGGAAAUCCAAAAGUGAGCUGCAGGGGACCAAACAAAGAGGGCUUCUGGAAGCCGAAGAUGCUGUCAACAGCUUCUCAGGAGAUGUACGAGUAAGAGGUCAGACAGGGGUUCCUGCGGAACGCCGUGGCUCCUACCCAUUCAUUGACUUCCGCCUUCUUAACAACACAGCACACUCAGGGGAAAUUGGUACCAAGAAGAAAGUAAAAAGACUGCUGAGCUUUCAAAGAUAUUUCCAUGCAUCCCGGCUACUCCGAGGAGCUAUACCUCCUUCCCCUCUGCACUUCCUGGAUGAAGACUACCUGGGUCAGGCAAGGCAUAUGCUCUCCAAAGUGGGAACGUGGGAUUUUGACAUCUUCUUAUUUGAUCGCUUGACAAAUGGAAACAGCCUGGUCACGUUGCUGUGCCACCUCUUCAACAGCCAUGGGCUUAUUCAUCAUUUUCACUUAGACAUGGUGACCUUACAUAAGUUUUUAGUUAUGGUUCAAGAAGAUUACCAUAGCCAAAAUCCUUAUCAUAAUGCUGUCCAUGCGGCUGACGUCACCCAGGCCAUGCACUGCUUUCUAAUGGAGCCUAAGCUCAGAAGCUUCCUCACACCACUGGACAUUAUGCUUGGACUGCUAUCAGCUGCAGCCCAUGAUGUAGACCACCCAGGGGUGAGCCAACCAUUUUUGAUCAAGACUAAUCACUAUCUUUGCAGUCUAUAUCAGAAUGAGUCUGUGCUGGAGAAUCACCACUGGCGAUCUACAAUUGGCAUGCUCCGAGAAUCAAGGCUCCUUGCACAUUUGCCAAAGGAAAUGACACAGGAUAUUGAACAACAGCUGGGUUCCCUCAUCAAAGCCACAGACAUCAACCGGCAGAAUGAAUUCCUGAUCCGCUUGAGAGAUCAGCUCAACAAUCAGAAUUUGAGGUUGGAAGAUGCUCAGGACCGACAUUUUAUGCUUCAGAUUGCUCUGAAGUGUGCUGACAUUUGCAAUCCUUGUAGGAUGUGGGAGCUGAGCAAACAAUGGAGUGAAAGGGUCUGUGAGGAAUUCUACAGGCAAGGUCACCUCGAGCAGAAAUUCGAACUGGAAAUAAGUCCUCUUUGUAAUCAGCAGAAGGAUUCAAUCCCUAGUAUACAAAUUGGUUUCAUGACCCACGUUGCCGAGCCACUCUUCAAGGAAUGGUCUCAUUUUACAGAUAAUAGUCCCCUGGCUGAAAAUAUGAUAAACAAUCUCACAAGGAACCUGGCCAAGUGGAACAGUUUACAACAUACACAACCCAGCAGUGGUGGUGGCAGUAGUGACAGUAAUAGCAACAAAAUCAAUGACCAAACAGGCCAAGGAACUGAAAAUGAGGAGCAGACUGGAAAUGAAGGAGACACCCCAUAAUAGCAGCCCUGCCCUCUUCCCUUUGGCACUGCGAUCUUCUCUCUGCUAGUCAGGAUGAAGUUUGAAAUCUCAGUGUGCACAGGGCCAUCGAGAGCAUGAAAGGAAACAGAAUCUCGAAGGGUGUCCUUGUCAAUAAACCCAGUCUGCUUCUGGGUUUUGUUCCUGUGCUCUUUGACCCCCUCCGUCCCCAUUUUUCUAAGUGUAUCAAAGCCAUUUGUCACUUCUGAUCAUUAGCUGCUUGAGUGAGGAACUCCGUUCAAUAAGUGCUGAGACUGGUCCCAGGAGCAGGCUUUGCAACUAUCAGGGGAAGAUUGGAGAGGAAGGAAGGCAUUCUUGGCCACAAACUCCAUUUGCCCUUGGUCAUACUGUGACAUGCAGCAGUUCAUAGGUCCAGAGCACUGGACAAUUUUUUUAAAAUCUGGCUACUGAGCUGCACAAUAAACCACCAGCAAAUUUGGAACUCAGAGGACACUGGUUUUAAGUGUGUGGGCAUAAAAGAGGGCAAGAGAAAGAAUCUUUUAUUUUAAUAAUAAUAAUUAUAAUAAUAAUAAUAAUAAACCUUUUUAACUUUUAUAUUCUGUGCACUAGACAAAGGACCUAAAACUCUGGACUAAGAUUACUCUAUCUACCCAACCCGUCCCAGAGGAGGCUCAUUUUGUUAAUAAUUUUUAUGCCACUUUAGGUUAAGAGACUGGCAUCUUCUCAAUUUAAGGAACAGUGGUUUCCUGUCAGAUCUUCGGGGAAGGUGUUGUACAGUCCAUUCCUUCGCACCAUUAACCAAUCCAUCAUUUUUGAUGCCUCCAUUUCAAUGACAUGUUUAUAUUCAUGCAUGUACAUUUCCUGUAAAUACAAGGCGCUACUGAUUCCCAUGCCAAAAUCCAUAAGUAUUAUGGGAUUGCUACCUGUAUAAACAAUGGCACUGUGAACAGAAUAUUGUUAGUUUUAAUACAAGAGAAAGCAUUUGUAAAUAUGGUAUAGAGUUUAUUAAUACACUAUUGUUUGCAGAUAAAGGCCUUAACUUUAAUCAUCUUUCAUCUUCUGAAAGCUUCCUGAACUCAUGUCCUCUCAGAUGUGUUUCUGAACUGCCUUUCCAUGCCCAUCUUUUUCGCUUUUCCAGCUGAGAUCAUAAAACAAAACUGUGUAAUAAUCUUUUUAAGAGAGUUUUUGGAAACUUCACAUGCAUUCCACUCAAGACCAUAGUGUUUAAUCUAUGGCACCUGACAUCACUUCCUCAGAUGAAUAAGAUCCUUCACAAAGCCUGAAGUAAUUUUUCAACACAGCAAUGUUACCCAUUAUAUUUUGACAAGCCAACUGAUGUGCUUGUGUUUCUUAGACUCUUGCUAUGGGCUAUGGCAGUCGGCAAUCUCCACAGGAGACCUAGCAGGUGUCCCAGACCACCUAUGACUCUGCCACCAUGUACCAGUUUGGGGAUUCCAUGCUUUUUACACCUAUGAAGUUGUCUGUUAUGGCUACAGUACCAAAGUAUUCCUUCGUUACGGUUUGGAUUCAUUUCUAUGGUCUUAAAAGUAGCUGGUUUUAAUUUCCUCAUUUCACAAAAACACUCAAUCCAACAAUUCUGGUUGAAAGGGUGUCAUUAUUAUUUUUUUUUUAAAAGGAAAACAUGUUUUCCUUCAAGCCUUUAUUCUUACUGUCAAAGGUUCACUGGCUAAUUACAGCUUUGGCUAGAAUAGUCACCUUAGAUUGCUCUUUUUAGUUCCAGUGUUUUGUUUUGUUUGCAAGGAUUUGCACGUUAAAUCAAUUAUGGCAUUCUACUGCUCUGCCAAGUUCUGUGCAUUGAGCUGUGUGGCCGCACAAGUUCUAGCUUAAAUCACAUUAGAUGAAAAUAGGUGAUGCUGCUUUAUUUUAUCCUUUAAGCAACACUGCAGGGGAAAAAACGACCAUAUCUGCUAUCACUAAGUUGUUUCUGGAAUCCCAGCUAUGGACAGCUCAAUCUUAUUUUCGAAAAAGCAGCAGUUCCCUCUCACUUUAUAUAAUGAUACAUUAGAAAGAUGACCUAAUCAUGAUGAGCAUCUUUGGAGAGAGUGUGAGCUUAGCAGAAUUAAAAUUGGAUAGAAAAUUUAGGAAUGGGAGAUGUCUUGGUAUCAUAACAAAUGAAGCUACUAGGUGAUCUAAUCUAAUUGAAAAUCGAAUAAAAUGGAUGAAUAUCACAUUGAAGUUCAUAAAAAAAAAAGUUAACUAUGAGGAGGGCACUGUUGCCAAUACAUGACAUUAGUUCUCCUUGCUCUGCAGUGGUUUCAAACUGACUAUACAACAAUAAUUCAAAGUGUUCUUUACCAUCUCUGUGCUUAGUGGGACACCAGUAAAGGAAAGUUUGGAUAGGCUCCUCCUCCCAAAUCUCUCUAGCCUACCAGUUUUAGCUGGAUGUUGUAGAGAGGGCUUUUGAAUAGCCUACUGUUCAACAUCUUUAAGAUCAUAUCAGGGAAGGUAAUCAUGGGGCUAAUAAAGUAGAGGCAGAAGAAGGUGAGAUCUCUUGUAGCUAGAUGUGUGGCUUCUUUGUGUUUAAGAAAUGCCUCAUGUUUAAAUUAUAAUUUAAAUAAAAGAAUAAGGUUUGUGGGGUGUUGCUUUUAUUUUUAACAGUAUCCAAGAUUGCAAAAGUAUGGGUCAUAAAUAUAAACCUUAGAAUUUGGAGGAGGGGAAGAGGAUGCCACAGAAUACUACCAAAUACCUAAGGAGUUAAAACUCCCAAUGGAGCUGGCUUCUAGGAUACAGGUUGUGAACAAAUUGAACAAUGCUGCAUGAGCUAGAUAGCAAUGUCACUUAUUCAGCGCCUGCUUGCCCACUUUGUAAAUUCUGUUUCUCCAACUGCAUGCUAUUUAAACGUUGCCUGGCAUUAGCACCUCCAAUAGAAGACUGGCAAAGGAAGGAGGUGGCAAAACUAAAAUCACCUCUAGGGGCUUCUUCACAUUAGCUACUUUCAUACUCAAGAGGGGAGCUUAAAAAGAUUGUUAGUUACAAAAAAGGUACUGGAUUGAUUGGAUUUUAUUUGUACUAUUAUUGUUCCAUUCUGCCAUGGUCCAUGAAUCUUCAGGAAUAGACCCUCAUUUCUUUGGAAGAGAGUAGUCAAAAAGCCACAAAAGUGAAAAGUAAAAUCAAGUUGAAAGAGUACAUAGUUGCUAGGUGAGAUUAGACAUUCGAUUGAUUUUCUCUAUUAUGGUAGCAGUGAAGAAUGAUCGGGCAGAGUAGGCAUCUAGGGGCACUAUCCUAAAUUCAAGUGAAGAUUAUGCUCCUUUCCUAAUUGCUUAAGGGAUGCUGAUAGUAGCCAACUAUUUUGAAUACCUUGUGAUAUUCCCUAUUAUGACCUGUUAUGAGUACCUUCUGCAAUGAUAUCAUGAUACCUGUUACCAAAUAACAGUUUGGAAUUGACUCAUCCACAUGAGCUUAGAUCUCACCCAAAUUUAUGAGGCAAAAUAUUAUAAGUGGAUCCUUUUGAAUAAAGCUCUACCUUUUAGAUUUCAAAAACUAACAACAAUUUUGUCCAACCUUGGCCUCUCCAAUCAUUGGAUAUUCCAGAUGA